UCGAUCGAUGUUUCUGUGUUCUACACGUUUGUCUGACCCUGUUUGUUUUGCUCCGAUGGCGGCAAGGGGACUCUUGUUUGGUUUCAUUUGUUUGUUCUUUUACUGAUCAUUAAUUAAUGGAGAAAAAGAAAUUUAAUAUCAAUUUGGACGACUCAAAAUUCACCAAGGAGAGAAGUCCGGUGGCGUCUUUGUUCAAGACGAAAGAUGGCAAUGUAGAGAUCUCAUCUGCUCAAAGUGCUUCAACCGCUCCUGGCCAACCACUGUCCUAUGCAGAUUUCAUCGUUCAGAACAAAAACAGGGGCAUUCAGGGAGCAGCCCAUGGAUCAGAGAAGCAUACAUCUGGUGCCCAAAAUACGAAUAAUGAUGCUGCAGGCAAAAGUUGCUUAAGCACAGCUGGAAGUGAGUCAGUAACCUCCACAGAUUCAGGGAAACCCGAGACUGUCCAGCAGGGACCAGCUGAGGUACCCACUAAAGAGGAUGGCCAGAGUUUGGAGAGCUGUGUAAUUGCUCCUCAUCUCUUAGGAUCAGGAAACAGUAUCAUUGUCAGUCCUCGACAGAGAGGAAACCCCAUCCUAAAGUUUGUAAGAAAUGUUCCUUGGGAGUUUGGAGAAGUGGUGCCAGACUAUGUUUUGGGACGGACAACAUGUGCUCUCUUUCUCAGUGUGCGCUAUCAUAAUCUGAACCCAAAUUACGUCCAUGAACGUCUAAAACAGCUGGGCCAGAGUUUCACCCUCAGAGUUUUGCUCGUCCAGGUUGAUGUGAAAGACCCACAUCAUGUGCUGAAAGAACUCGCUCGAAUAUGCAUCAUGGCUGACUGUACCCUCAUCCUGGCCUGGAGCCCUGAAGAAGCAGGUCGUUACCUUGAAACAUAUAAAUCUUAUGAGAAGAAACCUGCAGAUCUUCUGAAGGAACAAGUGGAGAAAAAUUACCUAUCCCAGGUUACCGAUUGUUUAACCACAGUAAAGUCAGUCAAUAAGACAGAUGCCAUGACUCUCUUGUCUACUUUUUCUUCUCUGGAGGGCAUCAUUAAUGCUUCUAAGGAGGAGCUUGUGUUGUGUCCAGGACUUGGUCCACAGAAGGCAAGGAGACUUUAUGACGUACUGCAUCAGCCCUUCAUAAAAACCAAGAAGAAGGAAAGUGGAUAAGCUGCCUUUCAGAAAAUCAUCAAGUAUUUAAAAGGCUCUAGAAGCCUCUGUAGCACAUGGACACUGGGGGUUUCCGUUGAGUCUAUGGUUUCUAAUGGUCUGUAAGUGGGGCAUGUAUGUAUUAUAGUUAUUUUUGUGUGUGUGUGUGUGUGGUUUAUAGGUCUAAAUGUAACUCGUUUUUGUCAUUCUUGUAAUCUGAUUCAACAGAAUUUACAUGUAUGAUGUUAGAUGUUAUGAAAGGAAUGCAAUUUUCAUGUUUUUUGUGAAUGGUCUAAUAAAUCUUUAAAUUAAUUUGGCAAUAAUGACUUUUAAGUUGUUAUUUAGAGGUGGGAGGUAUCCAUAUUUCCUUGCACAACUUAAAACAUAAAUUAAAGAGCCCAUCUGUCAUGUUAGAAAGAAAAUAGGUGGAAUCUGCAAAUUCAAAAUGAAAAGAGUACAAGUUUGAGCCCACUGAGGUUGGGAAUCCCAACCUAUUAUGCAUUUUAUAGUAGAGAGUCGGGCUUGUAACCCCAGAGUUGCUGGUUUGAGUCUCACGGCCAGCAGGUUGUGACUGUGAUGCCCUUGAGCAAGGCACCUUAACCCUAAUUGCUCCCCGGGCGCUGUAGGUAUAGCUGCCCACUGCUCCGUGUGUGUGUGUGUGUGUGUGUGUGUGUGUGUGUGUGUGUGUUCACGACUUGCAUCACUGUGAUGGGUUAAAUUUAGAGGUAACAUUUCGAGUAUGUGUUGCGUACUUGACAAGCAUGUCACUUUCACUAUUGCAUUGC
Misgurnus anguillicaudatus (oriental weatherfish) is the source of this 1909-nucleotide messenger RNA. RefSeq names its product excision repair cross-complementation group 1 (gene ercc1). Gene Ontology annotation, biological process: mitotic recombination; UV-damage excision repair. The record is from RefSeq and is a predicted model, not a curated record. NCBI's taxonomy places the organism in Eukaryota, Metazoa, Chordata, Actinopteri, Cypriniformes, Cobitidae. Gene Ontology annotation, molecular function: single-stranded DNA binding; damaged DNA binding. Gene Ontology annotation, cellular component: ERCC4-ERCC1 complex; nucleus; nucleotide-excision repair factor 1 complex.